Messenger RNA from Aspergillus calidoustus, 1988 nucleotides. The record is from the annotation of a GenBank genome assembly. Lineage: Eukaryota; Fungi; Ascomycota; Eurotiomycetes; Eurotiales; Aspergillaceae.
CACAGCACCGGUUUCCAUUCACAGCACCGGUUUCCAAUCACAGCACCGGUUUUUAUUUGUCAGUGGCUAUAGAAUACUUGCGCAGCAAAAUGCCUGCAACAUGUGCUUGCGCCGUCACGCUCGUCUGCCAUUCGUCGUCUGUCAUUCGUUUAGGAGUAAGGGUAGAUACAGGAAGCGGGCCACAAUCUGCAUCAGAAGUAAUAUCUACAACUGGUGGGGCGGCAUGGAGAUGGCCCAGAACCGCCCCAAAGGGCUUUCUUUCAUGAUUAGUAGCAAUGGUUGAAUGCUCUAACUGCGGAAAUCUGGAGGGAGAUCCCCAAGAUUUCUUGGCUGUUGCCGCCGAGAUAAGGCGAAGUUCAAAACAUCUAUAAAGCCGGCAGCCUUGUCCGCAGAUUCACACCGCAUUUUGGCACAGACCAGCUUGCCUCAUCCUUCACAGAUCGCCUCCUGCACGCUUCCUUCGACCAUGCGUUGGCUAGGCAACAUUUUCCCAUGUUGGGGCUCCAGGAAACAUGGAGGCCGCAAGUUAUCAGCAGCACAGUACGGAAGCAACACGAAUCGGGGCUCGGGCGAACUAACUGAUUUCGUUGGCGAGAUGCCCCCUUAUUUGGAAGAAGUCAAGCCUGCACAGGGACCCUAUUACGUCAAUGGCGUGAAGAAUCAGACAUUGGAGAAGAAGCCCAUUGACACAGAUUCUAAUAGCCUGUCUGAUCAGAGUACUGUCGUGAGUUUUGAGGUCCAGACCACCGAGAAGACACCAAUCAACCUGGACUCCGAUAGCCUCUCUGAUCAAAGUACCGUCGUUGGGUUGGAGAUCCAGAACACAGAGCAGACACAAAUCAAGCUCGACUCCGGUAGUCUCUCUGGUCAGGUUACUGUUACUGAAAGCAUUGAAAUUUCCAAGCCUGAUCAUCAUGAGGACCUUCAGUUCUGUGGUAGUACGAACGCUUUACCGGUCGAGCCAUCUGGGAAGCUGAUGGCCACCUUCUUGUGGACCAAGGAUGUUUGUCCUGAUUCCCUCGAGCUGGUGGAUGUCAUUCCAGGUUCGGACAAGAAGUCUGGUCUUGUGGAGGGAAUCUUCCGCUACAAGAGCUCUCUGGUUCCUAUAUUCAUUCCUUCACGGUAUGCCGAGCAGCGACAAUGCCAGCCACGCCAUUGUGGCACUUCUCAAGUUGAUGCACCGAUGGAGGAGUCACCUACGGAUCACAAACUUGGAAACGAAAGUCCGCUACCAUGCAGCACGGGAUUUUUAGCCCUACCACCCACUCCACCUACGACUCCCACACCCAGAGAAGCAUCAAACACUGCGCAAUCCGACAAUUUUAUAAACUGCACCAACUGGGGCGCCUUUGCUGCCUGGGCACAAGCGCCAUCCCCAUAUCAGGAGUCAUACUGAUAAUACGUUUCUGUUAUGCUAUGUUCGUAAUUCUUUGUCAGGUUGUUGAAGUAUGCUAGUAAUACAAGUUAGCUCCGUUUAUUCGCAUGGAUACAUUAGGAUACCUUUAGCACCUGGAUACUUAGCAACUCGAAAGAGGCAUAACACCGUUACAGAGAGGGAGCUUUGUACUCCAAGAAAGAAGAAGGAAGUUUUGGACAAUGGAGAACAGAGGACAGUAUGUAUCAGAAGCUAGCUGGACAUCCGCAUACUAACGGACACAGGAAGGCAGCCCUUGUGAUGUGGGACCAUGGAGGAGAGCAGGAGACGCACGGAAACAUGGCUGGGAACAACACGCACCCCGUGUACGUUUCAGGCGAUUCUGUUGCUGCUGUGAUGAAGAAGUGGCGGUUAAGGAGCUAUACUGCGGUAUCUGUUCGCACAUGAGCUGCGCGGAAUGCCUGUUAAGGCAGGGAUCAUAGUAACUAGUAUACUUAGUUAGAGCUCCUGCAGCCCAAGAAAAAAAAAAUGCGCGAGGAAUCAACUUAUGGGCAUCCAUAAUCAAUACCGCUGUUUGCGCUACUAAAUCCUUUGCGUCCGGGCUUGCGUGGCA